UCUUAAUGACAUUUAAAUAUCUUAAAGAAAAUUUUAAAUUUGAUCGAAUUUAAAUUAAUUAUUUAUAUUUGUAUACGUUUAAAAUUUAAUUUCACAAAUUGAUAAGCAGCAAAUUAUAAAUAUUAUAAGUAUAUAACAAAAUGUAAACGUUUAAUUUCAUGAUGAUAGAGAUUCAUCCAUUGACAAACAAUCCUACAGCAGCUUGGCAUGAAUUAUCACAACAGCAAAAAGUUAUUAAAAUAAAUACUAAACUUCCAACAACUGAUGCGCCGAAUGAUAAGCUUCGCGUUGUUUGUAUGAGCGAUACUCAUUCAUUAACACCAUUUAUAAAAUUUGAUAUACCCAUGGGAGAUGUUUUUAUACAUGCUGGAGAUUUUACAAAAUGUGGUAGUUUACAAGAAGUUAUAGACUUUAAUGAUUGGAUUGGUAAUUUACCACACAGAAAUAAAAUUGUUAUAGCUGGUAAUCAUGAACUUAGCUUUGAUCCUACAUUUACUCAUCCCUUUUCUUUGCAAACCAGUGGUAAUCGUCAAAAACAUACAGGGACCAGUAUUCUUGAUAACAUACCUACAUUAGGAAUGUCCAAAGAUACUCUUGCAGAAGCGAUACAGACUACUAAUAUUAAAGAUUAUUUGACAAAUUGUAUUUACUUAGAAGAUUCAGAAAUUGUAAUACACGGAAUAAAGAUAUAUGGCACUCCAUGGCAACCAGAAUUUUGUAAAUGGGCAUUUAAUGUACCUCGUGGAGAAGCAUGUCUUUCAAAAUGGGAAAUGAUACCAUCAGAUACAGAUAUUCUUGUAACACAUACACCACCUGUAGGACAUGGAGAUUUGUGUUGUAGCGGUGUAAGAGCUGGAUGCGUCGAAUUACUUUCUACGGUUCAAAAUCGAGUUAAACCAAAAUACCAUGUUUUUGGUCAUAUACAUGAAGGAUAUGGUAUCUCAACCGAUGGGAAAAUAAUAUAUGUAAAUGCAUCAACAUGCGAUUUAAAUUAUUUACCAAGUAAUCCACCAGUAGUCUUUGAUAUAACAUUACCAUCUGGUUAUUAUAAAUCAUAAAAAAGAUUAAAUAAUAAAUUAGUAAUAAAUUUCA
Molecule: messenger RNA, 1092 nt
Organism: Apis cerana (Asiatic honeybee)
Lineage: Eukaryota; Metazoa; Arthropoda; Insecta; Hymenoptera; Apidae
Product: metallophosphoesterase domain-containing protein 1
Molecular function (GO): hydrolase activity
Source: RefSeq, a predicted model, not a curated record